Molecule: messenger RNA, 692 nt
Organism: Symbiodinium necroappetens
Lineage: Eukaryota; Dinophyceae; Suessiales; Symbiodiniaceae
Source: the annotation of a GenBank genome assembly
AUGGCAUCGGCGACGCCCACACUUCGGGAAGCACUUCUUACAGAGGCGAAGCACAGGCUGCAAGAUUGGUUCCUCAACAACGACUGGAGGCAGCAUCCCCCGCCGGAUGGUCGGUUAGACUGGCCCAAGCGGGAAGAUGGCAUCCAGCUGCAGAUCACGACCAAUAAUUAUGUGUGCGAUGAAGAGUCGAGGAUCGAACCCUGGGAGGGCAUUCAGCUCGACAAGACACAUCCACCUCCGCGCCCAGAUGCAAUUCCGAUCACCUUUGGCCGAUUUGAUGUGCAGAAUGCAGAGGUUAUCGAUGUCUUCAACGCUCUUGCCGAUACGAAGGGCGAGGCUGAAUGGGACGAUCUUUUGAUGAACGGCCCGGGCGUCACGUACUUGGGAGACUUCCCGAAAGAGUUCGCCCGGGCAGCUGCCGUUAGUUUUGUGGCACGCCCAUUCCCAGACAGACAGGUCUUCCAGUGGAUGGUGUACAACUCCACCCAGAACUAUGAUGACAUGACGGUGGUGUACUCGACGCGAAGAAAUGCCGUUCUUCACCAGCGCGGUGUAGAGGAUGAAGGCUGGCCUGCCGUGCAGGCACAGAAUUGCUUAGGGGCUUAUCACGUGAUGGCCUUGCCACAAGGUGGUUGUCACGUGGUAUUCACGACCAUGGUCAACUCACACCCGCCGUGGCCCAUCACGGCACA